GUUUAACAUCAGAAGAUAGUUAUGGUAAUAGUUGUUCAUCAGAUACAGAAACAACAUUACCAGAUGAAUAUACAGACAGAGAUUUGACGUCCAUUCAAAGAUCUCGUCCAUCCAAUGAUGUUCAAGUGACGUCACUAUGUGUCGUCAGUAAAAAUAAAGAUUUGGCACCGACGUCACAUGCCAAACAUCCCCCUGUAUUGUUCUGUGGCGUGUUGCUUCGUGGUAUUAACAAUGAGAUAGACGAUGAAACAGGAAGUGAUGGAAGAAAUGAUGAUGUUCAGUUACUAAAUAAAGUAAAUCGUGAAGUUAGUAGUGAAGCUCAGAUUAUAUCGGAACUAGGUGGUGAUUAUCAGGGUCAAGCAGCAUGUGAUUCUUUUCCACAGUUAUUAGUGGUAUCAGCCGAUAAACCAAUUAUUCGCAAGGAUGUUAAAACAUUUGACAAGAUCAGUAAACCCACUAUGAAUGGUGAGGUGGGAAUUAUCCCCCCUGUUCCUAAUCAUUCAGUGCCUUCUGAUUGGUCAGUAUUUUUAGAAGAUGAACCUUGGCCUGACCCUGAUGUUCAGAUCGUUGGUUUCACACCUCCACCACUACAAGUGGGUCCUAUAGGUAAUCACAUUCCAGGAUCACCGAGUAAUAGCGAGCCUGAUUCGGACAUUAACACCAACAGUGGUGUAAAAGGUUCUGCUCUGUCGGGAACGUCAAAUAAACCCGAUAUCUUGUGUGAUAACUUCGUUAAAACAAGUGUUCAAGCAGGAACCAUAACUCAGUGUUUGCAACUACCCGACGGAUUUAACCAGAAGGGACUGGAAGUCAAGUCUAUAACACCGACGCUAGAUAAACAACAUGUUGUGGUAGUUAUCUCCCCUUCACUUAAUGUGGAAACGUAUAACAGCCAAUCGACCGACGUUGACAGGUCAUACGGUGGAAUAGUUGUAUUUAAAGUUAAUUAUAAUAAUGUUUUAGUUUCUCUCGACAUGACAGCGUGUGCCGAGUGGAGGGCUAAUAACUCACAGGAAGUGAUUAAAUCCAUUCUGAUCCUACCACAGGAAGUGGUUGAUCAGGUGGAAGAAGAGGAUGUUGGGAAGGCCGUGAGAAAGGAAAGUAAACAAACGUUAUUAGGACAAGUUGGUGUGAUUUUAGAAUCGGGAAUUGUUAAUAUAAUUAAUUUAUUAGAUAUGAAUGUGUUGGCUGAAAUUAAACCCAGUGAAAAUGAUGUCUUUCUUUCUUUAACUUAUUGUACAGGUAUUGAGAGGUUGUGUGCUUGUACCCGAUCAGGUAAAUUACAUUUUUAUCAAAUAAGUGAACAAAGUAGUCAUGAUAUACCAGACGGAUGUGUCAAUAAAUUUAGCACUAGAAGUAUAAAAGAGGAUGAGACACAGUUGUCCAGUAAACCAAUAGAAGAUGCAGCAGAUGGCUGUUUGUCUUCAUCUACCAAAUCUCCUUUAAACGUUGAACUGUUAACCAAGAAACCUUUAACACCAGAGAAUUUAUCUGUUUUACGAGGUCUGACAUUAUUUGAGAAUCUGAUGCCAAGAUAUACAGCAACAGUUCCACCAUGUUGGACAGAAAUACAACAGGAACAACAACAGAGGCGACACCCACAACAUUUACAACAACAAGGGGAGGCAACUCAACAUACACGAACAUGGAAAUUAGCAUCUGAUAAUUCUACGUGGGAUGAACAUAUGUUUGAAGUUGUUUUACCGAAACCUUGCUGUGUCGGACAUGUUGAUAUCAAAUUCUCUCUUCAAAAUAUGUGUGCUUCUCAACCGAACAUAGAAAUAACUCUUUUACGGCAGAACAUCGGCAAUAUACACAAACAAGCACAAGAUGGUCCUGCCGAGUCGAGUAAAUCAACUCCCGAUGUUAAAGCCAAGGGCAGUAACUCUGAUAAAAUGUUUAAUCCUGUGAUAUCAAGGGCGUUUUUGGAAAGCCUAAAUGCGGAAAUUUUGUGUGGUCCUGUAAAAUUAUCAAACUGUUUGGAUUUAUCGGGAAAUACCGGAAUUGUGUCUCUUACCAGUCCCCAGCUCCUGAAUUCAAAACCCCGAUCCUUGUUAAUACAUUUAAAGGGAUUUCCAAACAAACCUUCGGAUAAUAAAGAUCCUGUCAAGUCAAAGGACAACAAACGUAAAGCUACUCCGUCAAGUAGUUCCAGCUCUGAUAAAUUAAAAUCCAAAACAAUCAAAUCACUUUUUGAAAAUGUUCCGUUCAUGAAUGGUGCCAGCGCCACAGAACGAUUGGCUGCCACGGCACCCAAUAAAAAACCAUUAGAUUUGAAAGGAUGUGAUUGGCUGGAAGAGCUGUCGAUCACUGUACGUAAGAUGAAACCUACGAGCGUAGCAAGGGAGAGAACUCAGCGUAAUUCUAUGAUAGAUUUACAGAGUUUUCACGAGAAGUUAUUGAAGUUGGUUAGUGGCACAAGUGAAGAAGAUCUGUGUUCCGCUGGACUAGAGCAUGUUAUAAAUAUGUCGUUGGAUAUUUUAUCGUGGAUCGUUGCCAUACAGAUGAAUGAUCCAUGUAAAAGGACUGGUGACCGUUGUAUCGUUCUAUCUACAGAGAAAUAUUUACGUGGUAUAAUUAAAACUUGUAUUAUCGAGGGUACCAGAACAACUGCUCAUAAAUGUUCAGCCAUGUUAGCUAUUAGUAUUGAAUAUGCAAAAGUUUCUACUGACAUUGAUAUGGCACCAAACUUCAGUUAUCAAUUACUCCAGGCGAUGUUGGAUUGUCUGCCCCUGGUGGCGUGUACGUCAUCAAGUGGCGCCAUGCAGUGGUUCUUUACUCUAUUCAACCAUGUUAAAUGUAUGGACGUGGCAACUGUAUCAAAAAAAUGUAUGGAGAUUCUUACAGCUGUAGCUAAAUUAUAUGCAGAAAGGGCAUCGCCCCUUCAUAAUCUCUUAAAAACAAGGUAUGGUUUAUACGGUCAUCCCUUUGAUCCUGAUCUCUUUGAUGUCGAACUUCCGGCUAAUUUACGUCAAGGUACACAGGCGUCAACUUACGCCAAUGUUAUCAAAGGUACAGCCUCGACUUCAACCAAUACUAUGCCAGCUGCAAGUACAACAACAGAACCUGAUAUUUACGAAAUGUUAUCUUUACAAGCCGACAAAACCAGCACAAAAAAUCAAAAUGAUUUCUCCCGUAACCAUAACAGCAGUAGCAUGUUGGGAUUGUUAGAAGUUGAACCACUGCAUUUCACUUGUCAUUCAACUAGUGACGGCACUAGGAUAGAACGGCUUGAUGCCAAGGGUAGUACGACAGUUUCCACAACGGUUCCAUUCGGAGUUUCAGGAACAAUAAACUUCGGUGAAAUUCCUCCUACCGUUGUUAUUGGAGGGGGUGGAGCCAUGUCAGCCAUGACAGGUAAUGCAGUAGCUGAUUCGUUAAAGAAACUUGCUCAGAUGUACGCAAAACAACUGCAUCAACCAACUUACAGUACCCAAUUAGAAGCUGCUAUCUGUGAAGCCAUCAACACAAAGCCAUGUCCCUUUCCUUCUACCCCCGAUUUAUUCCCACCAACCCCUAAAUCAACCCCUCAACAGAUGACCCCAUCCGCCACACCCCCAAAUGAAACAUGGCAUCUUCAAGCAGGUGGGCUAUCAAAGCCUGGUGUUGGUGUUAUUGAUGAAACGAAACAGUUAGGAAGUAGUGGAGUACCACAAUCAGUUGGUCAACAGGGUGAUAAAACAUAUAUUAUACCACAAACACCAGCUAUGUUACAAUUACCUACACCACAAGUACUAGUCAUAGAGAGAAUGCAUUCAGGUGCGAGACGUUUUGUAACGUUAGAUUUCGGUAAAUCAGUAUUGAUAACUGAUGUUGUAAUACCUGCUUGUGGAGACCUGGCGUCCUUGUCUAUAGAUGUCUGGAUACAAGGAGAAGAAAUAGAUGGACAGCGAUUGGUUGUGGCAUCAGAUAUAGGAAUUCGAACAUUGAUUAUGAAUAAUAUUAUGCCACCACCUGUCUGUAGAUAUUUAAAGAUAACUACUGUUGGUCGUUACGGAGCUGGUACUACUCGCUCUCGGAUUCCAAUUGGUUCAUUCUUUGGUCAUAGUUACAUAUUACCAUGGGAAUGGAAGGAAAAUAAUGACAACCAGGCCGUUACCACGACAACAUCAACUAGUCAACUUGAAGCUCAAAGUCAGUCGCAAUUAAUAUCGCAGCUUGGCAUGUUUAUAGCUCUCCAAGAGGACUUACAGUGCCGUUAUAGUCUGGCUCGUACAAGACUAGAAUCAUUGCUGACGGCAGUCGAGGUCGUCCAGUCUUCUACAGCACAUGUACAGUAUUAUUUACAGAAACAGAGUAAAGACGAUGAUGGUGGGAUUAUCCAGUCUUAUAAUGAUUGUUUACAAUUACAACUUCAGUACAACCUAGCGAACAGAGCUAUAUCUCGUCUACAACACGCUGUUGGAAUCAAAACAGGAAGUUACGACCAAACGGCAAGUCUUGCUUAUCAUCUGAGAGAAGCAUCGACAGAUAAAUUACGAGUGAUGCUGGAGAGUCUUCUCGACACGCUGUUAAGCAUCACAUCGUUAUCUCCAACUAUCCCACAACCCCCUGCAACACUGUAUACAUCGUUAACACCCCAGACAACGGAAUUGUUGUUUAAGAAUUUGUGUUUGUUGGGUACGAGGAGGAUGCAAGUAACAGCUGGACUCGUGUUGGUUCGAAUAUGUGGCAGUCAGCCGUGGUGGGGUGGUUUCCUUGGUAACAUGUUACAAGAAUUGUUUAGUUCCACCAAUACAGCCGUAUUUCCUCAAGACAGGGUAUUUGUAUUGUUGAGUGCGUUAGGACAGCGAGCAUUAUCCGGACCAUCAUCAGGAUAUAUCAUGGAGAGUUUAUUAGCGAUGUUAUCUCAAGUUCUCUCGCCUUUAUCUCAACAAAAUACAGCAGACGGUGGACAUUCUACAACAGGUCCUCUAGACGUUUCAUUGGUCAGUUGGAUAUUGCUGUUUUUAUGUCGUAAUUUUGAUGGUUCAUCAGGGGAAGAUACGGACAAGAACAGAAAAGAUAAUAGUUCCUGUCUGACCAAUCGCUGGGCAUUUAUACACGGUCACUGGUCGUCAACAUCAACAAAAACUAAAGUUAAAUCCAGUCGAAUCUAUCGUCGUAGCAACCAGAAACUUCUACUGCAUCAUAAACAGAAAUUACUGGAGUUCGAACUAACGAAGAAGAAAUUAUCAGAGAGUAGUAAGGAAGCUCAAGCUCUAUUAAAACAUAAAGAAUCACAGUUUAGAAAGGAAGUGUCACAAUAUACAUCUAAGCAUUUGAAAGAUUUGAUCCAUAUGAGGAGAACGGACAUGGAGAUAUUACGUAAAAUGCCGAAGGAUAGCUCUAGUGGAGUUUGGACGUCAGCUAAAGAUGAUGAUCUAGAAAUGGAAGGUCUUGUUUUACCACGAGAGAAAUGUUUGUCGGUGGUACAUGGUUUAAUGGCGUUGUUACUCGGACUAGAUUCUACUUGUCACUCGGAUUUAUUCGUUGUUGCUGCAAAGGUUCUGGCCAGAAUAUGUAACGUAACACGACCAGCAAUUACUCUGGCAGAAGCAAUGAGCCAGGAUCAAUUAGAACGAUUAAUUCUAUUGGCUGCCAAUCAAGAAUAUCAUGGUAACCUGACAUGGGGAGGUCCGUGGGCUAGUCAUGCUAUUAUGUGUCUGCUACAAGAUAUACUGGAUGGAGAAAGAUUGUAUCCAAGUAUGAUGAGAAGUAUGACAGAAGAUGACGUGACAGUGACAGAGACAGAUGACAGUUUGGCACAGAGUGUCAGUUUACCUACAUUUGAUGACAGUAAUGGUGAUUCGUCCGAAGCUGAAGGUUCACAGAUUAAAGAAAAUGGUGCAACGUUCGAUAAAGAUUCUUCUCUGAUGGUCGAUUUAUUACUGGAUGAUUGUGAAUUAGAUGAUGAAACAAACGAGAAAUUACACGAAUACGUUACUGGUGAAUCUGUGAAACCCCCGCCAACCAAUGAUGGACCGUUUCAAGUUGUUUAUAUGAGUUCUAUGGGUGGAGAAGAGACUUUGAGUAAUGGACUACCAGAAGCCUUGAACUACCAGACAACUAAUUUUACGCCAUAUAAGAAACAUAAAAUGAAAAGUCUAACGAGCAAGAACCAGGAUUAUUUGAAUAUCCAGAAGACUAACGGUGGUUUUCAGGGUUUAUCUACAGCUCUAGAUUCUAGAUUAGAAUUAGGUCUACGAACACAAGCAGAACUAAGAUUAAAGGUAAUGUCGUCUGUUCAGGUGGAUAAUAUACACAGUGCCUUUUCGUCCCCUCUCCCGCCUGCUGGCCACACCCUCUCUCAUAAUGUCAGCCAAUCACAACACUCGACAGAUGAUGAACUAUCAGCAGAAGCAACCAAUUCUAUUAAUCAUCAAUCGAUGUCAUCCAACGAGAUGCUCAGUGAAUGUUUUAAUCGUUUAUUCGGUCAACUGGUGACGAAUCGUGUUAACUUGGAGACAGUCUUACAUCAUUGGCUCAUUCUGAACGAUGAAAGUCACGAGGAAACCAGCGGACAAACUGUUUUUAAUUCUUCGCGUAUUCCCACUAUAACUCUGAAUCCGGCAUCUGUUAGUAAUCUGAUUGAUGCAGUCGUCAUGGCACCCAAUCCACCAGUCAGGACGUGGGUGUUAGUUUUCCAGACAUUAUGUUUAUUAGCCAAUCAGAAAACCCCUUGUGAACCUAGUGUAUCUUCUGCAUCUACGACUCCACAAGAGAUUUCCAUGGUAACUGUGAUACUAGCCAAUAGUAAUUUAAAUCCUUUGUUAACCAAGUUUUUAUCAGGAACCUCGUCUAGUGGACCGUCUGCAGCAGGAGCUCAAUUUUCUCAGGUUGGUCCAUCUGCGGUGAAAUCUUUCAAUGAGUUUUUACGUCGUCUGCUGAUUAAAUCAGGAAGAGAUACAGCGUUAAAGUUAAAAGAGCUGGUCCUUAAAUUGAUCUAUAUUCUAACAGCUGAAAGGGGUGCUUUCUACACAUGUAUAGGUCCUUUAGAUGCUCAAUGUAAAUUAACAGAGUUCGCUCUCGACUUAUCGUACAGUCAGGUGGACGUCAGUAACGCUAUUAGUGUCAUCCAAUCAAUUACUUGCUUAGUUCAUCAACACAUCAUCUGUCAGGAUCAAGUCGCAUGUCGUAGUUCUCUUGAAACAAACAUCAACGCACGGUCGUGUUUCGGGGGUCUGUUUACAAAUUUAUUGCGGGGAGGAGAUUCCCGAUCAGUUCUAGGGGAAUCAUCGCGAGAUUUAUUAAUGUGCAACUUAAUGAAACUGAUUAAUAUUUUAAUACAAGUUCAACUGCCGGGUCGGACUCAACCCCAACGUCAUGACAUCAUUAGUGAACCCUUGACCCCUAUACUGACCGAUGCCAUGUCAGAUACGGACAAACUGACACAAGCCUUAGCGACGUCAACACCGAUGGUGGCAAUGUCAGACGACCAAAAGAGACAGCAGUCGGACGAAGGGGAGACACCUGAAGUCACAACUAGUUGUUUAGCAGAUAUUAUUCUCGGACAUCAUUAUAUUAUGCAGAAUCUGAUUCAGGCCUUAAGUUAUUGUAGCAGUAAUUCAAUGGCCGUUAUUUUAGGAGUUCUUCAAGAGAACUGGACAGGCAAUAAUCCUGUGUCGGUCGGUGAUAGCGUGUAUCAAAUAUUGAUGACGUUGAAUCAGAGGAGUUCAGAUCCUAAACUAAUGUUGCAGGCGAUAUUAGAUUAUAUGUCCCGUGGUUCUGAUAACCGAUGGACAUCACUGUGUCGUCUGUCGGAACCUUUGUUGUGGUUUAUUUUAAAAGUUGUCCAUUCAAUCAGAACAGUCAAACUCUUCCUGGAUAUGGGUGGUGUACAGUUGAUGUGUAAUCAAUUAGUUAAUUGUAAUCAACAGUUGAUCAGCACCCAUCCCUCCAUUAUAUCAACUAUAAUGCAACAUAUAAACAACGCUGGACCAGGUGGUAGUAAAAACGCUAAACUUGAUUCAGCAGAAUCAGAUUCCAGCGUCGAUGGUAUGCAGAACUUCGCUCCUUUAGGUCAGAUAUCAUCAAGUAGUCCGACAGCUAGUCCAGCGGAGGUUUUAAUCCAGGCAGCUCCACCACACAGACGAGCGAGAUCCGCGGCUUGGUCGUAUCAUUUCUAUCCUGACGAAGCAUGGAUAGAUCUGACCAUACAGUUACCUUUUGCUAUAUUAUUACGUGAAGUACAGAUACAACCACAUGCUUCACUCUCUACUUGCCCUUCAUUUGUUUCCUUGGAGAUAUCUCAUGAUGGUGCCAUGGUAACCCCCAUGUGUCCACCCAUGAUGACGUCAAGUUUAGCGUAUAUUAAGUUACAACUCGUCAAACCAGAAGUGAUGUCAACUAUAACAAUACGAUUACAUAAAGCUCGUGAUUCUAUGACGAUUGGUCUAGCUCAAGUAGCGUUGAUGGGUCACUCGGCGUUUGGUAGUACCGUAUCCACGGUUAACAAUAAUCCACAAACUGAAGAUUCAACGUCUAAAUCAAGUGUAUUAUGGGUCCGACUAUUGCACCAUUGUCUUUCAAUGUCUGGAAACGAAGUAGGAGCUGCAGUGGCCGCAUCCCAGACACCGUAUCUUCUACAGACGUGUGUUUCUCUCCUCGUCUCCCCAUCUGCCUGUCUGUAUAACAGUAAAAUAGAAGCUGUGUUAUUGAAGAUAGGAUUAUUAUCGACAGAGUUAGGAUUACAACUGAUUAACUUUAUUUUACGUGAACCUUUCCAACGACAAAAUAGAGGUAUAGAGAAAUCGUAUCUAGGUAAAGUCAGUGGUUACGCUAAUCAAUCAACAGUAGAGAUAUUAUAUCAACUAGGUACCAUACAAGAUACAGGUAGUAGACACAGGGUUUGUGCUUUAUUAGAGUGGUUAUGUGAUUGUGCCCGAAAAGGUAUAGAACGUGCCAACAUGACAAACCGUGGUUUCGCAGGUUUAUAUAGGGGAGAUAAUCCAAGUUCUUUAUCCAACCCGGCACCAACUCAUAUACACUGUAUCGCUGCUAUACUAUGGCACAGUCAGUCGUUACCUGUUCAGUAUGAUCUGAUCGGUUUACUCAAUCAAGAUCUUGUCAGUUGUUUGUAUAAAUGGUCAAUGGUUUUAACACCGGACAGUUUAUUGAAACAGUCUAUAGAUUUCGUAUUGUGUUCAAUUUGUAACAUACAACCUAGUUUCUUCUCUAAUAUUCUCGAAUGGAUGGGAAUUCUCGUCAACUUCAACUCCAGUAUGACCGCAUCCAUCACAGACGAUCGUAAAGACAGUUUUCAAAGUCAUCAACAACCGCUGACAGAUGACACCAAGGAAGCGACACAACAUCCGUUAUCAGACGAUUCAAAAGAAGCCACACGGCAGCCGUCACAUGUAGAUAACUCACCAAUCAGCAUUCAGGAAUUCAAUCCAACUAUUUUAGACGAGAAUCGUUUAGUUACAUUAGGAACCGUGUGUAAAUCUCCCGUAGCCGUUAGACAGUUGUUAGAUUCAGGAUUUCCAGCCGUGUUAGCUCAAGGGUUGUUUGAAUUCGCGAACCAGGAAAUUAGUCUUAUAGCUGAAAGUAAAGCUCCAUCUGCUGCCGGUAGUGGCGCCACCUCACAGAAUAAACCAGCUACUAAUGAUACCUCGUCAGAUAAGAAUUGUAUCAUGAGUGUGGAACUUGUGGCAUCUGUUCUACGACUAUUCGCUACCGUUAGUUCCGAGUCAAUGAUUAAAGAUUGGUUGGGUAGUCCUGAAGGAAAUAUAUUCUGGCCUGUUUUACUAACGGCUCUGUGUAAUAAUCCAGCACAACCACCAUCUAAUAAUACAACAAAUAAACCUAAAGUCAUGUCGACAGAAGAGAGAUCCAUGUUAGAAACGGCUGCUAUACAUUGUUUUAACGAAAUGAUCUCCGUACAUCCAGCCAAUCAACUUCUCUUCGCUAAAGUUUUAUGUGACGUCAUUCAACAUCAAGGUAGUUUAUUAGGUUCCAUACCGUUGUCCGGAUUCACCAGACGAGUUCUACUACAAGUAUUAUUACAGGAUGAGAGAAUACUGGUCGUUCUAAAAUCACCUCGAACUCAGUCGAUAUUAAAGACACCAGGAAUGAGUUAUUUAGUGCAUCACCCUCGUUAUGGAGCAGGUCAAGGUUUCCGUGUGAUGGUCGUUAAUUUAAAUACACAAUGUUCCGAUCUUCUCACUGUUAUACCAGACACCCAGUCUAUAGCAGCUCAGUUAUUUGAAUCUCGAGAUGAUAAAAAAUCGGAGAAUAAAAAAGAUUCUGGUGAAACUGGUCUCGAAGUUGUAGAAUAUUUAUCUAAUGCUGCAGGUAUGUUAGCUAAACAGAAGCGAGAGAAAAGUCCAGCGAGUACGUCUGCUAGCACCAGUAAAUCAUCCGCCCUACCUCCUCGACCUCCAACUAGACGAAGGAGAAAUACUGAAUUUCUGGAUUCCUCAACGCCAUUAAAAUUACCAACAUUCUCUUUACAACAUCAAAUGUUUAACAGUAAAGCGCUCCCAGGGGAGUUAACUCUAUCUCAACUUUUAAAUCUUCUACAACAGAGGGGAUGUCACCAUAGUAACGCUAUAGAAUUCCAGGUGAAGUUAGCUUCCAAUAAACCAAGAUCUCGACAAACCAAUAAUCUUUCUAUGGAUUUAAAUUCUAGUCCCGUUGAAGAUGAAGACGAUACAGUACCUGAUGAAAUACUGUUAACGACAAAUUCAACACCUUCUGCUCUUCAAAUAUUUGCUAGUGUUGGUGGUCUGGCGUUGUUAGCGGAACAUCUUCCGUUACUCUACCCGGAGAUAACACGACAAGCGGCUACAACUGAACCUGUUACAGAAAAUAAUAACGUGGCUGAUAUUGGUCUCGAUUGGGUCACCGUGGAAUCGUCAGAUGAACUUUAUGAUCCGUAUGUAGAACCUGUAUCUCCAGCACCUACCACUAGAGGGCGUCAUCCUGCUGGUACCAUGCCAACCAUACCGCCACACUCCCUGAUAGCUUUCGGUCUGUUCCUACGUCUACCAGGUUAUGCAGAGGUUUUAUUAAAAGAAAGAAAAAAAGCCCAGUGUUUGUUACGAUUAGUUUUAGGUGUAACAGAUGAUGGAAAUGGUGGUCAUAUAUUAACGUCACCUAUAGCCAACUCAUUACCUACCUUGCCUUUCACCGUGCUCAAAUCAUUAUUUGAUGCUACACCAUUAACAACUGAUGAUGGUCUGUUAUUACGUAGAAUGGGUUUAGAUAUCGGGGCUGUACAUCUUAUACUGGCCUGUUUAUCAGUUUUAAGUCAUCACGCACCAAGAGUUUCAUCAGCAGGAUUUCAACAUGAGACCCAGUUGAUUUUAUCAGCUAUGCAGGUAGCAACUAGUAACGGAUUGAACCCAACCCAGGAAAAAACACAGAAUUAUUGGGCUAAAGGUACAGGGUUUGGAACGGGUUCUACCACGUCUAGUUGGGAUGCGGAACAAGCUUUAUUACGACAGAAAAGUGAAGAGGAACAUGUCACAUGUUUGCUACAGGUUUUGGGUAGCUACAUUAAUCCUGGUGGUUUGUUGCCGAAAGAUUUCUCGUUGCCAACGUUUACACCUCCAACCGAGAAAACCUUAUUCCCAGACGUUGUUCCCGAUCUGCUCAGCCAAUCCUGUCUUAUUCCGGCGAUUUCUUCCUAUCUACGGAACGACUCCGUUCUGGAUAUGGCUCGUCAUGUUCCGUUAUAUCGAGCCUUGUUAGAGUUAUUACGGGGAUUAGCCGUCUGCCCCUCCCUGGUCCCCCUACUCUGUCCCCUAGAGGCAGAAGGUAAUCAAGAUACUGCUGUAGCCAUUGAAGUUUUAUUGGAUAAAAUGAAGGGCUGUGUUGAUACUUACGCUAGUCGACUCAAAUGUAAUAAGAGUAGUAAAGGUAAAAUGGAGGAAGAAAGUGAAGGAUUAGCUUUAUUAAUACCUGAUAUACAAGAUACAGCUAGAAUAGUUGGCAUAGCAACUGAUAGAUUAAAACAACAACAAGUUUAUCAGAGAGAGAAAGUAGGAGGAUCAUCUAUUGGACCUGAAGCCAUCAUAAAACAAACACCAGAAGAAAAAUACAUGAAAUCUAUGAAAGAAUUACAGUUUGACACGUUUGAAAUGGUAAUAGAAGAGGGAAAUGGAAUCAAGUUUAUCGUACCACAUCAUUUCGAGUCGAAUGUUAAAAGCUCAGGAGAAGCGAAUAAUGCGAGUCGAACACGACGAUUAGCUCAAGAAGCUGUGACGUUAUCAACAUCACUGCCUCUAUCGGCUAGUAGUAGUGUGUUUGUCAGAUGUGAUGAGGAUAGACUCGACAUCAUGAAGGUGUUGAUAACAGGACCAGCAGAUACACCUUAUGCUAACGGCUGUUUUGAAUUCGAUGUUUAUUUCCCCCUUGAUUACCCUGAAUCGCCACCCUGUAUAAAUCUAGAAACCACCGGCAACCAUACUGUUAGAUUUAAUCCUAAUUUAUAUAAUGACGGCAAGGUUUGUUUAAGUGUUUUAAAUACGUGGCACGGCCGACCAGAAGAAAAAUGGAACUCUCACACUUCUAGUUUUUUACAGGUGUUAGUGUCAAUACAGUCGUUAAUUUUAGUAAAUGAACCAUAUUUUAAUGAACCGGGUUAUGAGAGGUCUCGAGGAACACCGUCUGGAAUGGCCAGUUCUAGAGAAUAUGAUUCUAACAUCAGACAAGCUACAGUAAAAUGGGCCAUGUUAGAAUCUUUAAAAAAUCCUUCAGCUGCUUUUAAAGAUGUAUUAUUACGUCAUUUUUAUAUGAAACGUCAUGAAAUAUUAAACCAGUGUGAAAGAUGGAUCAGUGAAAUGGAGAGUUAUAGUAGUGAUAAACGUACUGGUCGAGCUAUAGCACACAGUACACUAGCUUUAAAGAGAUACUACAAUCAACUUAGAGAAGAAUUAUCCAAACUAAAACCUCCUCCAGAAUUAACCGAAUCAGACGAAGAAACCAGUUUGAUCGAUCCUCAAGCUAAACAUUAUUCAACGGACCAAUCACCAGCUUCAAAACCAGAUAGCCCUGGUGAUGAUCUAGCUGCUGCACCGUCAACCUCUAGUGAUGGUUUCCAAGGACAACAUAUGAUAAUGUUAUUAGACUCUAUGGAUUUAGAUGCAGAGUCCCCAGAAUGCUAGCACACGUUGUUAGUAGGCGUUAUCUUCAAUUAUUGUGAUCUAUGAGAGCCUCCUGUGUCGCGCGAGGACUCACGUUUUAUGAAAAUGUUACAGAGGUGAGAUGGUCGCGAGACAUAGUUAGUGGUUCUUCAGUGUGUAGAUCUAGUGUUUAAUGCCUGAUGUGUUUCCGAAUUGUCUUCAAGAAUCAAAUAUGGACACAAAAACUGACGACAAAUAAUUCGAGGAAGAUUUAUGAACAUCAAAAAAUUGACAGUUAUUGUCCUUCUGCAUGCAGGACAAUAUGAUUCAAAAUAUUAUAAUAAAACUGUCAGCCAUUAGAAAUAUAUUUUUAUUAAAUUCUUAGCCAUUAAAAUUGCUAGUUUUGAAGGUGAACAUGUCUAUAAUAUUUUGAUCGAACUUUUAGCCUUUAAAAAGUCUGACAGAUAAAAUAACAGAGAAGACAUAAAUGGGGUGCUUAAUUUGAACAAUUUUAAAAAAAAAAUGUCCAGAAUCCAAUUCUAUGAAUCCCGUGAAGAAUGGCCGUCGAUUCAACAAGAGGAGUUCAGAUCACAAUAUUCAGGCUAAUCAAAAAACUAGAUAUUUCAACCAAUCGUCACACCUAGCCAUUUUAAGUCGCGAUCUAUUCCUUAUUGGGAGUUGUGUUAUUCUGUCAAUUUGGAACAUUAUGGAAUGAUAAAAGAGCACCUGUCGUUAAAAUAGUAAUGGCGAAGUAUCAAUGCUGACUUGUGUCAGAUUAUAUCCUGCUGUUGUUAAAAUAAAUAUUUUAUUCAUGGUUUGUCAGUUUAUAUUGUACUGAGCAUCACAUGAUCUUAUAGACAUCGUUUCUUUUAAUUCAUGUCAAUUAAAAUAUUGAUGUAUCAAUACCAAAGAGAAAUAAGGUUUUACGAUACAAGCCUCGAGAUAUAAAUAGGGUUUUACAAUACUAGCCUCAAGAUAGAAAUAGGGUUUUACAAUACUAGCCUCAAGAUAGAAAUAGGGUUUUACAAUACUAGCCUCAAGAUAGAAAUAGGGUUUUACAAUACUAGCCUCAAGAUAGAAAUAGGGUUUUACAAUACUAGCCUCAAGAUAGAAAUAAGGUUUUACGAUACAAGCCUCGAGAUAGAAAUAGGGUUUUACAAUGCACGCCUCGAGAUAGAAAUAAGGUUUUACAAAAAUAAAGAUGUGGUCGGAUAUCUCCACUAAUCUGUUCAUCAUGCCCUCAUUAUAUUAGCUAAUUGAAGGCCUAGCUGCUUUAUUUAGCAGACGGACAAACCUAUUAUUUGUACGUUAGAGGCACACAUCUGACCCGACUGAAUUACAUAUAGUGUUCUCUCUUUAGUAUCAACUUAUUAUACCUGGUUAAUCUUUUUAAAACUUUAUGCCAUGAUUAUCCAGUUUUAUUUGUUCAUUUGUUCUAAUAGGUUAUAUUGACAGCAUGGUCAAAAACUGAUCAAUGUAACCUCUAUUUAAAUUGUGUCCUGUUGAUCUUGAUAAAACUUUUUUGCAAAGAUUAUCCAGUUUUAUUUGUUCUAAUAUAAAUAUAUAUAACUGUCCUGGUUAAUCUUGAUAAAAUUUUGUGUCCAGAUUAUCUAGUUUUGUUCUAUAGUUGUAUAUGUAAAUGAAGGUAUGCUAUGAUAACUGUACAUAUAUAUAGACUGUAAGUCGAUGUAGAUAUGAAAUAUGGACUCUUAUUAUAUAUACACAAGGUGGAGAUAACUCUUGUGCUUUUUAUUUUGUUGUGAAUCUUUUUUUUUUUUUGGUGUGAUUUUGAAUUUGAAAUUAGAUUAUUUAUUAUUAUUCGUAUAUUGUUAAUAAAUGUGUUUUUUCAAGUGAUGUAAUUUUGUCCCUCUUGUUCAAUUCCCCCUUCUCUUUAUUUUUUUUUUAAUUGAGCCAUGACAGAAACCCUAAGGAUUGGGGUCUGAAUUCAAUUCGUCAGAAUGUUAGCUUAAGUUAAAAGAUAUCCUUGGACUGAAAAAAAUUACGUGUUGAGAGCGUAUUCUCUUAGACUUCAGCUGGUGAAGAAAAUAUGUUGAUUAGCUACGAUUUGACUGCACAGUUACAACAAUUAGCAAGGGGUGGGGAAGGAGGUGGAUGGCCGAAUGGUUAGCACUAGGGCUGUCAUUGAGUCAGCUGGCGUGGUUUCAAUUCCCCGGUUGUACGUGACAAAGAUUAGGGUCGCCUGUCUAACCUCGUGGGUUUUCUCCGGGUCCUCCCACUGCUAAAGACACCUACGUGCAAGCGAAUUAUUGAUAUAAAAUUGAACCAUAUGUUAGUCCUGAAAUGACCUAGUUUGUGUGAGUGGACGUUAAACCCCAUCUCUCUCUGUCUCUCUCCCCAUUGUUACGAUGAUUGGCUAUGAAUCUAUGAAUUAAGCAGAUGUUUUAAAUUAGAUCGUAUCAGUAGUUGAGGAAGAUUUGUCACUCCGUUAACCAAGAUGUCAAUGGUUUAAGAAAUAAACCUGUACUGUUCCUUGGAAUGCCUCAAACUGUCUGAGAUAUGAGAAUACCUGUCCGUGGUAUUUGAGUCUGAUCCAUUUUUUUUUUUAACAUAUUCUUCACCUGCUGAUGUUAGAAAAGCACCCUGGUCUAUAUUCACAAAAACUUAAAUGUUCUAAGAAUGCAGCCCAUCAAUUGGACAGGAUUUUUAAUUUUUAACCAAUGAAAUGGUUGCAUCUUUAAUAUAUUUUAAAUAAAAUUUUAAUGAAUUCCAUCGUAAAAUGUGCCUGAAAGGGAUGUGGGAGAAAAAUGUAGGAAUGUCUUUAAACUUUACAAAUUUUGGCUUCUGGGAUCAACUUGGGCUUCGUCAUUUGAUAAAAUUUACAAGACAUGUACUUUAAAGGAAAACAUUUUGUAAUUUUUAAUCAAGCUUGCCGUUUAAUUUAUUUUAUUGAAUGUACGGUAUUAUUUGUAUUAUUGUAUGCGUUGUUUGGUAGAAUGUUUACGAUUGUAUAUAAAUCAGCAUGUUAUAUUAAUUAUUGUUUAAUACCUGUGCUCGUUAGUAAAGGACCAUCUCUAAACCCUCAUUUAUAAGGACUGCCCCCCCCCCCCCAACCCUUAUUUGUAAGGAUUCUGAUCUAACUCUCUCACACAAGGACUGUCUCCUAACCCUCGCAUUUGUGACGAGUACCCCUAAACCCUUAUUUAUAAGGACUGCCCCCCCCCCCCCCAACCUUCGUCUCCCAACCCUUGUUUGUAAAAACUACCUUCUAACCCUCUUUUUAGAGGGGGUGUAUCCCACAAAAUUAGGGAAGAGAUAAGCUCUCCACAGUUGGUUUACAUAUUGAUGAUUGCAGUUUGAUUGACAGCUGUCAAUAGCCUGGGGUGAAAUGUUAGCUCCGCCCCUUUUUCAUUAUAAUAAUGGCUACUAUAUAGCAUCCAUCCACCGUUUGUGGGGUGGGGGUUGGGGGUGCAGUAGUUUCGAGUACCUGGGUGCCGACGGGUUAAUUUUAAGUGGUCAAAUUUACCGUUCCCGUCUGUAGGUGGAGAACAGGGAACAAGAUAAAGUGCACAAACUGAAACCGUGUCCUCGAGAGCUCUCCGGUCUCCAUUAGCCCAGUCGGUGUUGGAUCCAAGGAGUGGAGUGGACAAACUGAUAGUUUAUAUAAUGCCAGAUGAAUCAUCGAUUAAAGAUGGCUCUCAGACCUCUGUCGUGAAUUAUCUUCCCCUUUCAUGCCAUAUUUGGAGAGAACCCUUUAACGCCAGGCAAACUAUUUAAGGUUCUUGAGAGAGAACUAUAUGAUUUGUACAACACCAGCAGGACUAUUUAAGAUGGUUCUCAAGUCACUACCAUGAAUUAUCUUCUCUUAGCCAUAUUCACCGAUUCCACGUCCCUUUAAACAAUUAUUCUUGACGAUAGUGGUUCAGCUAUUCAUUAAUCGUUCACCCGAGUAGCAGAUCGACGAUGUCAAGCUGCCAGUCGUGGGAUAUAUUAUAUUAAGUUAUUUAUAUGAAUUAAUAGAAGCGUUUAUUAGAUAUGUUUUAUUAUUUUGUGCGUGUUUCCAUGGCAAUGAAUGUUGUUGUUUAUAUAUAGAUAAUGUGUAUAAUAUGAACAGUGUAUGAUAUGUACAACAAGAUGCAAGAAUUUUUUUCUUUAAAAAGAAUAAAAUAAUUAUUAAUAAUC
Patella vulgata (common limpet) is the source of this 17189-nucleotide messenger RNA. RefSeq names its product baculoviral IAP repeat-containing protein 6. Gene Ontology annotation, cellular component: nucleus. The transcript has 50 exons. Gene Ontology annotation, molecular function: cysteine-type endopeptidase inhibitor activity; ubiquitin conjugating enzyme activity. Bases 459 to 13091 code for a protein of 4210 amino acids. Gene Ontology annotation, biological process: negative regulation of apoptotic process; regulation of cytokinesis; apoptotic process. NCBI's taxonomy places the organism in Eukaryota, Metazoa, Mollusca, Gastropoda, Patellidae. The record is from RefSeq and is a predicted model, not a curated record.